GGACAGGGAGAUACCGACACCAAUUUUGCCACUGGAGUACAAAGCCAAUUGGUGACCUAUGAGCUAAUUAAAUACAACUUUGAAAUUAUGCAGACUGUGCUUUUCGCCCACGGUGAUAGUGACGAUGAUAAUGACGAUUUAUAA
Molecule: messenger RNA, 144 nt
Organism: Acaulospora morrowiae
Lineage: Eukaryota; Fungi; Glomeromycota; Glomeromycetes; Diversisporales; Acaulosporaceae
Source: the annotation of a GenBank genome assembly